Molecule: messenger RNA, 2654 nt
Organism: Punica granatum (pomegranate)
Lineage: Eukaryota; Viridiplantae; Streptophyta; Magnoliopsida; Myrtales; Lythraceae
Source: RefSeq, a predicted model, not a curated record
GGGCGAAACCUCAGACGAGAAACUCACUCGUAACGACUUAACUCACUUUGUUUCAGAUUAUCAAAACACAAAACUCUGCGAGUAAACAUCACAUCACAUCACAUCACACGACCCAAAGGGAAGCUGUUUUGUUCUGUGUUCUCGGGGAGUAGAGGGCUCACUGUCCCAUGGGCAAAUGCAAGUGAAGAUGUGGAGGAGCCGGAGCUUCCGUGGCCCUGCGGCUCUUCGAUUUCGAUUUCGAGCUGGUAGUCAUCAUCAAGUUGUCGCUUCUCUGCUUCGGAAUCACCCUCAGGUAUGCAAUUUCACUGCUGCAGCCAGAGCUGUCAAGCACGAAAUUGAGAGGCCGAGAACCCUCGAUGAGGCCCAGAAUUGCUUCCAUAGCAUGACUCUCAUGCAGCCUCCGCCUAGUGUUUUUGAGUUCGCCCGUCUCUUGGGAGCGGUUGUCAGGAUGAGACACUACUCCUCUGCGAUUGGUUUGAUCGAACGCAUGGAUGUGUUAGGGCUCGCCUGCCAUAUCUCUAUCUGGAAUAUCUUUAUAAAUUGCCUCUGCCAUCUCAAGGAAGUGGAUCUCGGUUUCUCUGCUUUGGCUAAACUGAUAAAACUUGGGCUUCGACCGAACUCCGUCACCCUGAAUACUCUGGUCAAUGGGCUUUGUUCCAAGGGUAUAAUUUCAAAAGCAGUGAUGCUUGCCGAUGAGAUGUCGAGCAUUGGGUUCGAGCCCAACUCAGUCACCCGUGCAACAAUUAUAAAGGGUUUGGUGAGGACUGGCAAGACUGACCUUGCCGUCAGAUUGAUCGGCAAGUGGGAGAAAGUGAGCGGCAGGCUGGACGCAUUUGCUUAUAACACAGCCAUUGAUGGCUUAUGCAAGCAGGGACGAGUAAUAGAGGCUUUCAACCUCUUUAACAAAAUGGUUUUCCAAGGCAUUCAACCCGACAUUGUCACUUAUAACUCCCUCAUUCAUGGUCUUUGUUGUUCGAUCCAGUGGAAAGAGGCUGUCGUCCUGUCAUAUAAGAUGGGAGAUAAGGGUGUUCAACCAAAUUUAUUGACUUAUAACUCCUUGCUUCACGGUUUAUGCCAGCUAGGUCGAUGGAGAGAAGCCAACAUUCUGUUGAAACAAAUGGUGGCAGAGGAGAUCCAACCAAGUGUCGUUACUUACAACACUCUGAUUCGGGCUCAGUGCAACAUGGGGCAAUGGCAUGAGGUCCAUAGACUGUUUCAGGAGAUGGUGCAGAGGGGAAUACUUCCGAACGUAAAUACAUUCAAUAUUUUGGUGGAUGCAUUCUGUAAAGAAGGGAAACUUUCAGAAGCAGAGCGCGUCGUCGAAAUGAUGGCCCAGAAAGGUGUGGAGCCCAAUGUAGUCACAUACAAUUCACUGAUUGAUGGGUAUUGCCUUCAUAAUCGUAUGGUUGAUGCUGCUAAGUUAUUCGGUCUGAUGCUUGAACGGUAUUAUGCUCCCAAUGUAGUCACUUAUAAUGCAUUGAUCAAUGGAUAUUGCAAGUCCAAACAAAUCGAUAAAGCAUGGCUUCUCUAUCAAGAAAUGCUAGACAAGGGUCUGAUUCCUGAUGUGGUGACGCACACUACUCUCAUCGGGGGCUUCUGCCUCGUUGGCAAUUUUCAUGCUGCAGAGCAGCUAUUUGACAAGAUGCAUGCUUAUGGGCAAUCUCCAAACGUCCAAAGUUACGCCACUAUGUUAGAUGGCUUGUGUAAAGCAAAACAAGUAGACAAGGCAAUUGCAAUGUUCCAGCAAAUGGAGAAUCAUAAGUUGGAGCCUGACAUUGUGAUUUACAAUAUCCUCAUCAAUGGUCUAUGCAAUGCAGGGAAGCUCGAACCUGCAAGAGAACUUUUCAAAGGUUUGUCUGCAAAAAAGGUGGAACCUGAUGUUGUCGCUUUCAACACAUUGAUUAAUGGAUUGUGUAAUGAAGGUCAUAUAAACGAAGCCUUCACAUUGUUUAAUGAGAUGGAAGGAAGGGGAUGUGUCCCGAAUUCAGGCACAUACAAUGUGUUGGUUAGAGGAUUUCUUAGAAAUGGCGACAAGUUUCGUGUGGAGCAGUUGCUACGAGAAAUGAAUCAGAAAGGUCUCGCUGCAGAUGCAUCAACAGCCGAACUCUUGCUUGAUCUAUUAUCAAAUGAUGCGUCGAUUCUAAAACUAGUACAUAAUAUUUAGUGAAUCUGGAUGACAUUUUUUGGGAGCAUUACUCGUUUCUUGCUUUUCAGGUAGAUGCUGAGAAGCAGGAGCUAUAAUUACUAUCAAAGCCCACCAGUUAAUCCAGGCAUUGUGAGAUUGAAACACGAAGGAAGAACUGUCCAAAACUGACAAGAUUCACUUCUUAUUGGUACUACUGAUCUGAAGACGCUUCAUUGGACUGGAUGGAUUGUCCGGUAAAACAGCAUUUAGUUGCGGUUCUAGCUAAUUUGAUGUUGUUACAGGAAUGUCCCUGAUGACACUUUUCCCUGCCUCUCCGCUCGGUGGCCUUCUGAAGGUUUAAGUUGUAACUGCAUCUUGGGAGCACGACUCAGAAAUCGUGUUUAUGUAUUACUGGUCCCUAUUUUUCGAUCUUUUGCCGAGGGUUCUGUCUAUUAUACCGAAUUCGUUGCCAAUGUCAUACUCCUGCUGCUUAUAGGCCAAAAAGUACAUCGAUGUUAUCCUUGAACAA